CUGAUUGGCCAGAGUUCAACCAUUUAUUUACUUUCAAUCUUGAAAGUAAAGAAAAUUACUUUACCGUGUGUUCUAACACCAAAAAAAAUCUCUUCAGAUUAAUUUAUCGGUACACGUAUUCUUGUGUGGUCAAAUCUGUGGAAAUUAAGAGGUUUGUGGGCACUACAGUAACUACGGGGAAGUUUUUUCUUAGGUGAGAAAGCAGUACACCGAGUCGUGUAGGUGUUGCUGUAUUGUCCUUACUAAGAAAACGCCGGAAACCUGCGUACGCAAUACAAUGGAUGUUCCCCAUCUUACUGAAGACGAAAUGGCUGAAAUAAAAAAGGAUGUACUAGAACGAUUGAGACCAUAUCUGUGUGAUAAAAUUAUGGCUGAAAGACAUUUUGAUUACCUGCGUGCGAAGAAGAUCCUGACCAGAGAGGACACAGAGGAGAUCAGCUGCAGAACCACAAGCAAAAAGAAGACUGGAAAGCUGCUUGACUAUCUGGCGGAGAACCCAAGGGGUCUGGACACUCUGAUUGAAUCCAUCCAACGUGGGAGAAUCCAGAAUUUCAUCAUCACUAAAAUCACUGAUGAAGUACAGAAGGUCAAAAAUGAAAGACUAGAAAGCAUAAAAGCUGGAGCCACCUGUAGCAGCUGCAUGCCACCCAAGUGUAUGGAUGCAACAAACAACCUCUCCAGAACAUUUUCAUUUGAGUCCAAUUAUGAUAAAGGCAAAGAUUCCACCUUGCUGUUCCAUCCUGAAGGGGAAUGGAGUCCUGGCACGUCCACUGCUGUUUGCUCAAUGAAUUUGCCGUAUGGGUCCGUGUUGGAAAAGGGAACUAGAGUAACUAGUAGCAGCGUGUCUUCCACGCUUCCAAAGCCUGGAGACCCGGGGGCCCCAGCGCUCCCUGAUGAGCUGCAGCCAGAGCCCGAGGGGACCUGUGGAAGCACCAGCAGUGAUGCACAGUUUCAACCACUCCGCUCGAGGUCUCUGUCAACAUCACAGCCUCACUUUUCCUAAGAAGAAAUUAUAAUAUCUUUUCUCUCUGAAUUUAAACAUGGUUGUUGGGAUUCUGAUGUAUAAAAAAUCUGUACAGUACUUUGAAACAAUCAAUUAUACAUUUUGAGGUAAAACUAUAAGAAAUCAAGCUUUGGAUUACACUUGGAUUACAUUAUAGUGCCGCUAUCCUUUUAGGUGCUUUUAAAAAGUACCAGAUUUCAAAACAAACAGUAAAUGUGAUAAAGCGAACUGGUUGAAGGCAUAUACUGUUGUCAUUUUAUAAUUGCACAGAGUAAUCAUAGUUCUUUGGUACUUUUUGAAUACCGCUUUUUAAGUGGUGCUGUAAAUGAAUCCCAGUCAAGUCAAUGAACAUUUCACCUUACACCUUCAUCACCUGACGAAUUUACCUCAUCGUACAUUAUUCUUUUUGUGGUGCAAGAACCUGUUAUCUGACCAAAAUGAAUUCAAGGUCCAAGCACUAAAAAGAAUACAGUACCUUGCAUGAUUUUAAAUGAAAAUACCAACAGCCAUUUAGACAAAUGAGGACAGUAAGCUCAUACAAUAAGUCACAAGAAUAUAAUGUUAAUUAGAUAAGCUAGUGUAGGACUAGUGCAAAACCACUCCUUACUGUUCAUUGCUCUGUUGUGCAUAGAGGUUUGUUAUAGGAGAAGCAUAGCCACAGUGCAAGCUUAACUUAGUAAGGAAUGACAAAUAUAUCAACUCUAAGGCCUUGUUGAAAGUUAUAACAGUAACUUCUGCCAACCAGAGAACGGUCAAAUACACAAUGUGUCUAUUUUCAAUGUAAUACAGCCAAAUAAUCUGGUUUUGUAUAUCAAGGGUUAAAAAAGUUAACAUUGGCCAAUUUAUAGCAUUCUAAGAAAUAUAUUAUUUAGACAUGUAAAUGUUCAUCAUAUACCAAACUAAAGCAAUUAUUUUUUUAAUGUUUAGGUUUCUUUAUAUUUAAGAUUUGAUUGAUUAAAACUAGUUCUUGCAAUUAAUGGUAACAUAUAAUCUUUUCUGAUUGUAUUACAACUGUACAAAUCAAGAAAAAUAGUGAAUGCUAGGCAGCCCAACACAUGCACUAGCCAAACUUGCAGAUGAACAGCGUGGUUGUCUAUGAAGCAACUAGUUGACAGACUUCUUGUAAAACAUUUUUUCAACUCGGUUUUUCUACAAUACAGUUUGGCAUCCAUAAAACUCUUGUAGACGGUUGGUGCUGUGUUUAAGAACAGUUAAGAAGAUUUUCAUGAAUGUAAAUGUACCCAUUGAUUCUUUUUGGGCCGUUAAGGUUUAUAGUAUUGUAGGUCAUGGUGUAUUCUGUAUUGUGUAAUGAAUGACGCUGGUUGCAAAUGUAACAAACGACAAAGAAUAUUAUAGGAAGUUAAAAUUUGAUGCCAACGGAAAUGAGGGCAUUUAUUCCUACAAUGUAUCAUUUUACAAUAUUUAAUGAUUGACCUUUUGCUACAGUUUUGGUUCUGAAACUGUUUCUCUGGCUAAAAACAAUUUGAGAUUCUAAAUUUGAAUUUGGUUCCUCUCUGCAGGAAACAGUCAAUAUUUGAAUUGCCUUUAUAGUAUUUUAACUGGAUGAAUAAUGUAUUAAUUUACAUUUAGUAGGGAGAUUCUGAUGUUAAUACACUGCAGCACAGGCUACAUUUUAUUAAAGCUAUUAAAUGUUCAAAGCAGAGAAAUAUAUUAGAAAUAAAAAUAAUAAUUUAGUUAAAUUUAUUACAGUUAAAAAUCCUCUGUUAUUUACCCAUUAAGUCUGUGCUGCUAGCAUACAUAACAGUGUACACUACUGAAGUAUAUCACUGUGUAGGGUUAUACAUUCCAUAUAUGAAGAGACACCCUUAACAGUUUUAUAUCAUUAUAUAAUCCUACAAGAGUUCUAACAUGAAGAAAACUGUAUUGGGUGUGAACUUGUUUGUGGAUUCAGUUCACUGUAAAAAGUAAAUACAGUAAAACCUUGAUGUAUGGUUGCCUGAAGUUCUGAACUCAGUGGUCAGUCACUUGUGCUUACUACUCAGUAAAUAGAGUGCACGUGAAUGAGAGGGGCAUGUUAAAUAAGCAGACACCUAUCUUGGGUAACUGUGAACGUUCAGUGAUCACACUUGUAUGUAUCAUCAGUGUAUUCCAUUAAAUAAUCCUUUGUCCGAAACAUGUUGAGGACUAUAAAGAAAUAUUUAUAUCAUCUACAUUUUCAUUGAAUUGCUCAUCUGUUUAAUGAUGUGUACUCUUACUAUUCGUUGUUGUUACUUCUGCUUUUUUAAUUGCUUACAGUGCAGCUGCAGUUUCUGUUACUCGGAAACUAAUUUUGCGUAGAGGUUUUCCAUGUACUGACACACACUUGGCCACAGUUGUUGAUGGUAUAUUCCUUUAAGUUCUUUGACAAUGUUCUAUUUUUUUUUUUUUUAAUGAAAAUUAAAACUAUAUGUAUGUACUAUUACAUUUUAGGGGAUGUUUUGGUGCAUUUUAAUUGAGAAUAUUCACGUACAAAUGGCCAAAAGUUUGGCAUCACCUAGAAUUUUAGGAUUGAGACCAUUUAAAAAAAGAAAAAAUUAAACUAUGUGAACACUUUUUGUUAUACGGUGAUGGAAUUUUAUUUACCACUUUGGUAAGGUAGAUAUUCUUAUAAAAUACAUUAAAAA
This is a messenger RNA of Polyodon spathula (Mississippi paddlefish), 3627 nucleotides long. Its product is annotated as B-cell lymphoma/leukemia 10-like. Lineage: Eukaryota; Metazoa; Chordata; Actinopteri; Acipenseriformes; Polyodontidae. The transcript has 3 exons. The record is from RefSeq and is a predicted model, not a curated record. Bases 278 to 1003 code for a protein of 241 amino acids. Gene Ontology annotation, biological process: canonical NF-kappaB signal transduction; adaptive immune response; apoptotic process. Gene Ontology annotation, molecular function: NF-kappaB binding; protein kinase B binding; transcription coactivator activity. Gene Ontology annotation, cellular component: CBM complex; cytosol.